ACUUUAAGCUGUUACACUAAGCGGAAGAAGACGCUUCUGCGUGGUUUUGUCGCAUGGGUAGGUAGAAGUUAAACGUGUACCAGGAGAAAGUUAAAGCAGUGAGCAUUCGUCCGCGUAUUUUAUGUAUUUUAUGUGAGCAGUAUCUCACCCCCUCACACAGUUUAGUGCAAAGAGCACGUUUAAUGACGAAGAGGCUAACAGCCGUGUAUUUGCUAUAACUUCUUAAGAAGCUGUCAUCAAAUGGUUGUAAUGUCGAAGGUGAAAGACAAAAAAAAGCAUGCUUCUGAAAGACAAUCACAACCUGCCAGGAAACACACAACUGUGAAAAAGAAAAAGAAAAAUAAGUUGUGGAUACCAAUGGAGAAAGCUAAAGUUGAAAAAAAAUCUUCGACUAUUCAACUUACAAAUCCUCCAAAGGAUGAACAGCUUUUCUCUGCCAAUUGGAAGUUAUUACAAGAGACUUUAAAGUCAACUCAGACGAAGACAAAUAAGCCACAAACAUCAGAACUCUGCAAUGGUUCUCAGCAAGAAAAGAAAGGAAAUCUACAUCGGAAAAAUAAGUCCAGUAAGACAGAUUCAGGAAAAGUCGUCCAACACAAAACUUUUGCCGCUCAGGCUAAAAGUCCUGCUGCGUUAGAGACAAAACAGCCAUCUGCUUCUAAAAGGAAAAACACAUACAAACCAAAUGACGAGCAGACACUCAAGAAGCCGAAACUUGAGGCCAAAGUGACCAAACCUGCAGAAGUGGACAUUUGGUUUGAUGAUGUGGACCCUGAGGACCUUGAGGCGACUGUGGGACCGGAGGCGGCAGAUAUCAUGAGGAAGAAGAUGGGUGUUAAGAAAAAUCCAGACACAGAGGCCGCUCUGGUGAAGACAAAAGCUUUUGAAGGCCUCACAAAGGCUGUCGGGAUAGACUGUGAGAUGGUGGGAGUCGGUCCAGAUGGCGAGGAGAGCAUCUUGGCGCGUGUUUCCCUCGUCAACCAUUUUGGGAAGUGUGUUUAUGACAAAUACGUGAAGCCCACCGAGAAGGUGACGGACUACAGGACGGCCGUCAGCGGCAUCCGGCCUGAGGACAUCAUAGAUGGAGAGGACGUAAGAACUGUGCAGAAAGAAGUAGCAGAGAUAAUAAAGGGAAGGAUACUGGUGGGACAUGCGCUGCACAAUGACUUAAAGAUUUUGCACCUGGAUCACCCAAAAAAGAAAAUCCGUGACACCCAGAAGUACAAACCCUUCAGGAAGAUUGUCAUGAAAAACCGCCCGGCGCUGAGAGUACUUUGCGAGAAAAUACUCAAUGUCAAGGUCCAGCAGGGUGAACAUUCCUCAGUCCAGGAUGCCCAGGCCACCAUGAGGCUGUACACCAUGGUGAGGAAGCACUGGGAGGCUGAGAUCAAAAAGAGCCGCAGCGCCAACAACACGGAAAAGAAGGAGGAGCGCAAGCCCAGGUUGUCCAAGAACUCCAUCAAGUCCUGAUUCAGGUUUGUUCUUUUAAAGCUAACAGGGAGCACCAAUCAAGACACAGUUUUGUACUUUUAAUGGAAAAAGUGACUGAAAGGACAAAGACUGAACAUUCAGCAACUCAAGCCAUCGUGUGUGGAAACAAAUAAAGAUAAAUAAAGUAAGUGUUUGCAUAACCUGCAUCAUUUCAUCCAAUGCGGAUAUUUACGUUGAGCUCAUUUCCUUACAGUAUUUGUCCACUUCAAAAUACAAAAAUAAGACACCCAACUGCAUAUUACACUGUACUAUUACACUGCACUCAUGAUGACACCUGACCAUAAGACAACACUGAAUAUAAGACCACCCCUCUGUUCAUAAGAUCUGUUUUUGAACAAAAUUUAAGAAUUGAGUUAAUUAUGAAUGAGUUGUUAACAGUUGCUACAUCUGUGCCACCGCUGGUUCCUAUGUAUAAAUUCAUUCAUUCAUUUUCUACAGCUUUUUCCUCACGAGGGUCACGGCCUAUGUAUAAAUGUAAACUCCAAAUACAAGUCAACUUGUCUUUUUGGGCUUUUCUUGUAAAAAUACUGUCUUAUAUUUGGCCUACAAUAAAGUUACAAUAAACAAAAUGUG
This is a messenger RNA of Doryrhamphus excisus (bluestripe pipefish), 2064 nucleotides long. RefSeq names its product RNA exonuclease 4 (gene rexo4). NCBI's taxonomy places the organism in Eukaryota, Metazoa, Chordata, Actinopteri, Syngnathiformes, Syngnathidae. The record is from RefSeq and is a predicted model, not a curated record. Gene Ontology annotation, biological process: DNA catabolic process; rRNA processing. Gene Ontology annotation, molecular function: nucleic acid binding; 3'-5' exonuclease activity. Gene Ontology annotation, cellular component: nucleus.